CAGAAGUGACACUCAAAUCUCACAGAUCUGUAAUGUUGAACAGAUGUUAUCCGUUGUCCGGCUAUCUUUAUACAGAGGGGACAGUUUCUACGUUAUUGCACCUUUGCGAGAAAAGAGGAAAACUUCCCUCCACGUAGACAACUGUCAAACAUAGAUAAUCAAUAGCAGACGAGCAGAAGGACAAGAUGAGCGUGGGGGUCCUGGUGAUGAUGAUGGCAUGUUUGAGUGAUGGACAGGUCCCUGGAUGUUCGGUUGAUCAGAAGAAAAUUAUCACGGUGUCAGAUCACAGAAAGGCAUCUAUCUCCUGUCCAUCCAUCAAGGCCAGCAGCUCAGAGAUCAAGUACCUGCUGUACUUCAAUAACAGCUGCAUCAAUGAAAUACACCUGAAUAAGAAGUCAGCCUCUGCAGAGGCUCUGUUCUCCGGUCAGUUUGAAGUCACAGCCCGCAAGAGUGGCAUGUACAUCUGUGAGAGUCAUGAGAUUUAUCCUCCACCAUUCGCCGAGGAGUGUCUCUCCACUGAAGUCAUAGUGGCAGAAAAUCCAACAACCAGUGACAACAACUCAGUUGUCCAUCAGAGCUGUCCAGUCAGGUCUCCAUCCAUCCUAGAUGUGGUGUUGUGGGCAGGAUGUGGUGUUUUAUUUGUCUACAGCCUGUCAAUCUCCUGUGUUACCAUUGUUUUAUGGGUUUCCUGCAGAACUGCAGCCAGUUAAACUUGCCGUCUCUCUUUACCGGCAAUCAUCAUCAUUUCCUGUGAUGGCACAGAGUUUCCAUGACAGCUGGGAAACACACCACUAUAAAGCUUAGUUCUACUGAUUUUGCUGUAUUUUGAUGAAAUUUGUUCUUUGUGAAGUUGUGCGCUCACCACAUCUUUGUGAAUUCUGAGUGUCUGUGGCUUUUUGUGUAACUGUGAGAGUGACUAUAGGAUGUACCUGGCUCACUGUAUGAUGGAAUGGACUGUGUUGACAAUCCUCAGCCUCUGCCUGCCUGUGCUGUGUGCUGUGGAGGUGACCCAGCCCUAUAGAGUAGUGAGUACUGAUGGUACGGCUCAACUCCAAUGCUUCAUCCGACAUCAACUGUCUUACCUGAGCUUCGAAAACCCUGACCUGGAGGUGCUCCGCGUGACUCUGCUCAGAGGUCUCCACAGCAGCCAGGAAGUCUGCUCGUCCAACUUCACACAGCAGAGAGAGGGAGGUGUGGAGAGAGAGGGGAGGUUGCAGUGUUCUGCUCAGGUGAGGGGGGGUGCUGUAGAGCUAACAGUGUCCGGGCUGAAAGCCGAACAUACAGAUAUGUAUCGCUGCAAGAUAGAGGUCUUCUACCCACCACCAUACCUGCAUCUCACUGGCAACGGCACACUCAUUCAUGUCUUGGGAAGCUCUGACUGUCAUGUGCAGGAGGCUCACAGACAGACUGCACCCCAAGAUGAUGAAGAAGAGGAUGAGGAGGACAAAGAGGAGAUGGCAACAUUUAGUGUCCCUGUGGGUGCACUGAUGAUAUUGAUCAUCAUCGUCCUCAUCAUCAUCAUCUCUUUCCAGACUCUCCAGUGCCAAGGAAAGAAGAGGGAGAUGGUCUUGCCUGGUGUGCUUCACAAAGCGGAUGCUGCUGCAUUUUCAUGCAAUGAAAACAUUGCAUGAAAAGCAAACUGGUAUCAUGCCAAACAGUGUAAUAGCCCCGCAGGUCCACCUGUUCCUCUCGUCAACCCCCCAAAACAACACAGUCAUGGCACGGUCAGGCUAGCAAUAACAAACAUGCAAUAUCCGGUUACACUUUCAAAAUAAAGGCACCAAAAGUACUUGGUUAAAUCAUGGUGUUGCUUUAAAUAACUGCUUCCUCUAAACAGUCCCUGGGGACUUGGCUUCACACAGGACUCAGAUGCUGGUUACCCAGAGGAAAGUCCAAUUGAUAAACCUACCAACCAACCAACCAACCUCUGAUCUCCUCCUCCUAUCACAUUCAUCCUCUCUCCCUAAUCAUUAAGCCUCCUACUGACAGUGCACCUUCAAACACACAUGUACUUUUCAUGCCUCUGCGAGGAACUAUCAUACUCACACUGUCCUCUAGUGGAUCAGUUGGUCUAUUACACACUUUGGCACGAGACCGGGCUGGAAACAAACUGUGCGUCUGUGCUUUCCAAAUCUCUAAUUAGUCACCUUGGGGCCAGCAUAUUCAAAUCAGACUUGUAUCUGCUUUGAAGCAUUAGAACACCAUUGAUUUUAAAUGGAGAAUUAGAGGCCUGCAGGUCAGUUUGCCAUAAAUUGAAGUCAUGACAUAUGUCUAUGCUGUUUGUGAUACAUCACCUCUGCUAUGAUUAAGGUUCUUUUAUGGAGAAACACCAAAAUGAUACUUGAGUGUCUGUGAAUAUUUUACUUAUUAAGUAUAAAUAUAAUGUUUACAUUGUCGUAAACACAAAUUCUAUUAAAAGCUGAAGCUUUUGAGUGGACUUGAGUUGUGGAGGCACCUAUGAGCUCUCAUCCUAACUGCAGCUAGGAGGGCUUGUAUGGCUGAUAUAAUAUACAAAAUAGUUGUUUGAUUCAAGACUGAACAGUUUAAUUUGGCUUCACGCUCCAGCUUUGAAAGUGUAAAUACUUCAUAUCAUUGGGAUGCAUCAUAGCACUAGAAGCAACUUGCCUGUGAUUGUAUAUUGAUAGUUACCUUUUUUGUAUUUUUUGUUGCCAUUGCAAUGUU
Molecule: messenger RNA, 2682 nt
Organism: Acanthopagrus latus (yellowfin seabream)
Lineage: Eukaryota; Metazoa; Chordata; Actinopteri; Spariformes; Sparidae
Gene: cd28
Product: CD28 molecule
Exons: 9
Coding region: 924-1631 (235 amino acids)
Biological process (GO): T cell receptor signaling pathway; regulation of T cell proliferation
Cellular component (GO): external side of plasma membrane
Source: RefSeq, a predicted model, not a curated record